This is a messenger RNA of Dalotia coriaria, 2256 nucleotides long. Its product is annotated as modular serine protease-like. Bases 293 to 2221 code for a protein of 642 amino acids. Gene Ontology annotation, biological process: proteolysis. Gene Ontology annotation, molecular function: serine-type endopeptidase activity; protein binding. The record is from RefSeq and is a predicted model, not a curated record. The transcript has 9 exons. Lineage: Eukaryota; Metazoa; Arthropoda; Insecta; Coleoptera; Staphylinidae.
AACAAGUUCUCCGAUAGCAUGCCCGGAGGUAGUUUCUGAAAAACCAGUUUCGCGUAAAACAUCGUAAAAACCCAUCGCUUACUGACGGACACUCUUCGAAUGUAUUGAAAGUCACGAGUGGCCACUGUCCGUAAAUCGUCAGCGAAGACAAGUUCACCAGUAGUUAACCACCAACUGAUUGGACAACAACAAAACAAAAAAACUUUAAUUACAUUAAUUAGUGCGCGAUGUAUGAUUAACAAGUGUCUCUUUGUGUUUUAUAUUUAAUUCCGUGUUUUGAUUCGUUUUUAACAUGUGCAAAACUGCAUGGAUUUUAUUUUUAUACCUAACAACAAGUUGUUUUGUGGUAUCCGAUGGAUAUUUUUUAAGUCUAAACAAUGGAAAUCACACUUUAACAAGGUUUAAACGUCAAAGUUCUCAAUGCAGAACGGACGAGUAUCAAUGCGGGAGCGGGGAAUGCGUAAGCGAAGACGUGAUUUGUGAUGGUGCAGAAGACUGUAAAGACGGUACAGAUGAAAGUAGUUGCUCAAAGUUUCCGUGCCAUUCUUAUUUAUUUAAAUGUGCGUAUGGUGCUUGCAUCAGUGCUGAUCUUGUCUGUGAUGGGACGAAACACUGUAAAGAUAAUUCCGAUGAAACGAAUGCAAAAUGUGUUGGAAAUACUAACAAACCAUCAAAAUGCGGCGUUAAUAAAUUUUCUUGUGAUGAUGGUCAAUGCAUCGACGAUUUUGAUCUCUGCGAUGGCAAAGCAAACUGUAAGGAUGCCUCAGACGAAUCAGUUAAAGCUUGUGCUUCAUUAAAAUGUCCAAGAUUUACUUUCAAAUGCAAUUAUGGCGCUUGUGUCAAUUCGGAUUUACGGUGCAAUGGCGAAAACGAUUGUCAUGAUGCAUCUGAUGAAAUAAAUUGCCCUGGAAGGCCUAAUCCUGUCACUUCUAAACCAAGCACUGUUUCGCCAGUAACAGAUACAAUAUGGACAAGGAAUCCGGAUGUUGUGACACCACGACCUGGACCCAGCCCAGACAGUUGUCAAUUACCACCACAUCCUCGAAACGGCAAAUGGACUGUUUUUGGUGUACCGGGAUCAUAUUCACCUGGAGAUACUGUUGAUAAGAACACUGUCUUGAAUUUCCAAUGUAAUACACAAUAUGCUUUGUAUCCCAACAAUCAACUUAUUCUGUGUGGUAGCACAACGACUUAUCCAGAAUGUCUCAAAACUUGCGCUCCAAUUAUAAGCAGUGAUAGAAUGGAAGCAGUCUGCACGUUGAACGGUAUUACUGUUGAUUGCAAAACGCCAUAUCAAGGAACACAAGCAUUUAUACAAUGUAAACCUUUGUACGAGAAUCCAUCUUUGGAGUCUAAGCCCAAUCGGUUCUGUGAUGAUGGAUCCUGGGAUUUUGCUUUGCCACAAUGUGAUCCAAUUUGUGGAUUGAAAAGCACCGAUGCAACACCAUUAAUCAUCAAUGGUAAAGCAACAAAGAAAGGCGAAUAUCCCUGGAUGAUUGGCUUGUACAACGAAGCCAAAAGUCAUAUUUGUGGAGGUUCAAUGAUUACUCCUGAGAUUACACUCACAGCAGCGCAUUGUAUCAACGAAGUCAACGAUCCAAGUAAAUAUUUCGUUGCUGCUGGAAAAUAUUAUCGAGCAUACAAUGAUACUCGUGAUAAAAUUGCACAAUAUUCCAAUGUGAAGGAGAUUAAGAUUCACAAGGACUACAGCAGCGAAUUCUAUUCAUUUGACAUUGCUAUUUUAUUACUGGAGACACCAUUUGUCAUUUCCAAGUAUGUAUUACCUGUGUGCAUGGAUUACAACGAAAGAUUUGAUGAUUCAAGCUUAAUUGAAACUCCUGGUGUUGUUGUUGGAUGGGGACAUACCACAAGCACUGAUAAUCCAUCUGAAGUACUCAAAGAGUUACAACUUACAUUCAGGACUCGAGAUACAUGUGUUUUGGAUGAUGAUUUUAAGAAAUAUUAUAUUUAUGCAAGGGAUAAAAUAUGUGCUGCGGCUAGAAUGGGUGAUAGUGCCUGUCAAGGUGACAGUGGUGGAGGAUUGUUCUUCAAGAAAGGAGGGCGUUAUUUUGUGAGGGGUAUUGUGAGUAUUGGAGCACUUAACAAACGUGAUAACGGAUGCGAUGCAAAUCAAUCUACACUCUUCACAGCAGUUCAUUAUCAUGCACCAUUUAUUCAGAAUUAUAUUAACGAAGCACGAGGUAAGAAUAAAAGGAGUUGAAUAAAGUGUGUAAGUUCAUGCCAAAAUAAGACAAA